Messenger RNA from Ramularia collo-cygni, 1704 nucleotides. RefSeq lists its product as uncharacterized. Gene Ontology annotation, cellular component: endoplasmic reticulum; membrane. The transcript is spliced from 2 exons. The record is from RefSeq and is a predicted model, not a curated record. The coding region runs from base 1 to 1704 and encodes 567 amino acids. Gene Ontology annotation, molecular function: long-chain fatty acid-CoA ligase activity. Lineage: Eukaryota; Fungi; Ascomycota; Dothideomycetes; Mycosphaerellales; Mycosphaerellaceae.
AUGGCCAAUUCGACCCAUUCAACGCUGGAAUCGCUAGAUUCGGCCCUUGCGUCGAUGCUCGCCGACUGGUCAUUCUCCACCACCGCGUUGGCCGUUACAAUCAUCGCUUUGCUCCUCUACCCGCUGUUUACAUCCUCCGAUCCCGACACACACCCGCUACUCCUCGCACGUCAGGCACAAGCCAGUCCCGUACGCAAGCGUGGUCAGUCAGCUUUCUACCGCAGUCCGGAGAGUCCACAUGGAUACCCACUCAAGUCGGGCCUCAAUGUCAAGGACGCCGGUGCCCCACGAUGGGCCAGUGGGAAGGAUGGCGACUUGCGUGAUGUGUGGCGAGAAGUUGUGAGGGGCGGGAGCGUCGGUGCAGAUGGCAAGACGAUCCCAGCAGGACUCAUCAUGAGUGUGUUUGGCAAGGCAGAAGUGGUCGAGCAUCAAGCCGAGGAGAUAUCCAAGGAGAUCAACAUCGUGGGCCAAAAGUUCAAGAAUGCCGGCGUGAAGAAGCUAGCCAUAUAUCUGCCCAACAGCAUCGAAUACCUUAUAGCUGUCUUCGCUUGUACGUUCUAUGGUAUCACGCCCGUUCUUCUGCCAUUCAACCUACCGCAUUCCAAGGUAUACGAGCUCUUGAACUCUACUGAAGUCGAUGGUCUGGUCGCCGCAGCGGGUACCCUCCCAAUGGACGAACUUACGACGCAAGUCUCGACCCUUCGACUCCUCACGUGGGUUGUUGAGCCUGCCAGCCGGCAUAUCGACUGGAACGAAUUGCCUGCCAAAGCCUCUGAUCGUGUGACUGUUAACGUCUGGCACGAUGUCAUCGAAGCAGAGAAGGCAUCUGCGAACAGCUCUCUCCCACCCAAUACGCCUGAUGAGACCGUUCCCAACGUCAUCACGAUCUGGCAGCCUGCGGAUAUCCAAUCGAAGCCCACGAUCACAUCCUUCACUCAAGCCAACAUUGUCGCCGCGACGGCGUCACUCAUCACCGCCAUUCCUCUACGACAACGCCUCACCCCAUCCGAUCUGGUCCUCCCAGCCGAUCACUUCUCUCACUCCUACGUCCUCUGCAACACGUUUGCUGCUCUGUUCGCCCACGCUUCCAUCGCCAUCAACAGCGUCGCCGCACCAGGCGUGGAUCUUUCACUCGCCUCCCGUUCUGUUUCACCCACCGUAAUUAUCGCUUCAGCUGAAUCACUCGCGACCCAGUACGCCCGGGAAACGGCCGGCGUAACCAGCGCUUUGCAGAAGUUCGGAAAGUACACUCAAGACCAGACCGUCUCCGCAGGGCGCAUGCCGACGGAUGGCCUCCUCUUCCGCCUUCUCGCGCCGAGUAACAAUGAACCUGGCAAGCUACGCCUCAUUCUGACCAGCGACCGCCUUCGGGACUCUCCUGUUCUGACGAGUGCGAUGCUCAGCGAUCUCCGAAUAUUCACCCGCAGCAGAAUAGUAUACGCGCUGACUGCGCCUGGAGUUGCGGGUGCCGUCGCACAGACUAACGUCUUUGACUAUCGUAGCUCUGCCGGGAGCGCUCACAAUCACUUCGGAGUUCCUCUGGCUUGUGUAGAAAUCAGGUUGGAAAGUGGGAACGAUGCCGAUUUGGAGGGCACGGAGCCAAAGGGCGAGAUUGUCGUCUCCGGGCGCAGUGUUGUAGGUGGAGAGACGAGGUUGGGUGUAAAGGGGAGGAUCAGAGAGGAUUGCACGCUUGCUUAUGCUUGA